Phoenix dactylifera (date palm) is the source of this 2197-nucleotide messenger RNA. RefSeq names its product DNAJ heat shock N-terminal domain-containing protein (gene ATERDJ3A). Lineage: Eukaryota; Viridiplantae; Streptophyta; Magnoliopsida; Arecales; Arecaceae. The record is from RefSeq and is a predicted model, not a curated record.
UUUGAGAAAAAUAAAGAAAAGAAAUCAAGGGGGAAGAAAGAAAAGGAGAAAAGAGUAAAUCCAAACCUAAGCAUCACCGGCCGACGAUGCUUCGCCGAGUUCUUCUUUCGCUGUUCUUGGUCCUUCCUCUCCUCUUCUUCUUGGCCGGCGAAGCCAAAACCCUGGAUCCUUACAAGGUCCUUGGGGUUGAUAAAAAUGCUAGUCAGCGUGAUAUUCAAAAAGCCUUUCACAAGCUAUCUCUGCAGUACCACCCUGAUAAGAAUAAAAAUAAGGGUGCACAGGAGAAAUUUGCUGAGAUCAACAAUGCAUAUGAAAUUCUCUCAGAUGAAGAGAAGAGGAAGAACUAUGAUUUGUAUGGAGAUGAGAAGGGUAACCCAGGAUUUGAUGGAGGUAAUUUUGGGAAUCAAGAUGGAUAUACAUACUUCACCACUGGUGGCCCUGGAAGCAGUUACUUUACCUCUAACCCUGGUGGAUGGCAGACAAUGGGUGGCCAAGGAAAUACAAAGACUUUUUCCUUCUCCUUUGGUGGCGAUCAUGGUGCUGGUGGAAAUCCAUUUGGUUUUAACUUUGGUGAUAUAUUUUCCAACUUUUUUGGUGGUGGGAUGAAUGCUGGGAACCAUUAUGGUGGUUUCGGUAGCUCGGGUGGACCGAGCUCCAGAUCUGCUACUUCUGGGAGCCUUGAGGAUGUCAAUUCACAUUUUUUUAACAAACAAAUAAGUGGUCAAGGCUUGACUUGGCUUCUGUUAUUUUAUACACCUUCUGCCAGGGGAUAUCAUGUAUUAGAAUCCAUUGUAGAGGAUGUUGCGAGUUCAUUACAUGGAGCAUUAAAGGCUGGUAGGAUAAAUUGCCUUAGUGAACAGACUUUGUGUAAGGAUCUUGGUGUAUCAGCCGCCAAAUCAGCUCGUUUGUUCAUUUACUCAUAUAAAUCUUGUGAAAAGGGCUCAUUGGUAGAAUAUGGUGGCGAAUUUGAUGUUAGGAGUCUGAAAAGCUUCUCUCAGGACCAACUACCAAGAUUUUCGAAACGUGUAGACCUUGGUCGGUUUGAUUUUUCCUCGAGCACCUCAAAUCUUCCGCAAGUUUUACUGCUCUCGACUAAGAAAGAUACACCAGUUAUGUGGCGUGCUAUCAGUGGCUUGUAUUGCAAACACUUUGUAUUUUAUGAUGCAGAGGUUCAUGAUGUUUCACACCCUACUUUAAAAAGGUUUGGUGUGAAGGAGCUUCCGGCUGUUGUUGGUAGACUUGCAAAUGGUGAGGAGUAUGUUCUGAGAGCACGAAUCACUGUAAAGGAUCUAAAAGCUGGCAUCAAUGAGUUGGGAGCAUUGCUUGAAAGUUUUGAGAAAAAUAAGAAGGCAACUUCAAACCAGGCCAAGAAAUCAUCACAGACAGAAUCACAGGAGGGCAAUGUUCCUUUACUCACGUCUCUGAAUGUGGAUAAUAUUUGUGGAGACAGGACUCCCGUAUGCAUCAUAGGUGCCUUCAGGUCAUCGAAAGCUAAAGAGAAGCUAGAAGCCAUUCUGUCAGCGGUCUCCCAGAAGUCAUUAGUGAGGCGACAAAACCUGGCUGAGAACUCUGGCGAUUCAAUCUCUUACUCUCUGCUGGAUGCCUCCAAGCAUUCGGCGUUUCUGUAUUCCUUUGACAGGUCAGGGUUCAGGUCCUUCGAUAAGCUUCUGGUGGCUUACAAGCCUCGAAAAGGGAAAUUUGCAGUUUAUACAGAUGAAGUUACAAUGGAGGAAGCAGAGAAGUUUGUCGGUUCUGUUCUUAAUGGGGAUAUCCGGUUCUCUAAGAUUCGUCAGAAACCUGUUUUUAGAUGAGUCUUGAGAAUAGCGAGACUUGCAAAUUUUGAGAAGUUAGCAUAUAGAUUUGUUCUUCUCCAGGCUGCACUUUCUUGGUAGACUUGAAACUCCAAAGAUGACAUUCUAAUCUACAGCUGUAGUAUAUAACCAGUUCCAGAUCUUACCGCUGCCUGAUUGUGUGCGCAGCUCUAUGCUUGUGGUUCCUGGCAUAAGCGAGUAUGUUAUUGUUUUCAUCUGCCGGCGGUGCUGGAGAAAAUGAGGGAAGACAUCAGCAAGGUUUGUAAUUGUUGCGUCUUUGUAUAGAGAGAGAAAGGAGAUGGCAACCCAAGAAAAAGGGUUUAUAAGUACAACAUAUGUACUUUAAUUCAUCAAUGAAGAUUUCUUGUUUAUUCUCUUAAAACAAA